GAAGGACUAAUCGCUAAUCUCUUCGUUAAUACUUCAAUCUGCCUAUGAACCAAGAUACAUCACUAAGAAGCCUCGAGACAGGGACAUACAGGCUGGUGGUUUGCAGGAAGUACAUUUGGGAAUUUGUUCCAGUGGGAAACUUUUAGAAGUGAAGUUUGAGUGGGCUUUUCUGUCCAGGUUUCCUUUGAGGAUAAGUGUGUGUAUGUGUCUAAUGUUUAUUGCGGCCAAACUGGGAAGUUGUGUAUACAUGUAAGUAAAUAUAGUAUUGAAUUGAGCUUUUCUAUCGAGGAGUUGUAAAGUUGUUGGUUGUUAAAUGUUCUGUUAGCGUUGAUAAGCCAACUUUAUUUUUUAUAAUAACCAGGGAUUAAGGAUUCUUUAGUCUGCUGCUUAUUGUGUUGCAUUUAGGUUUUUUCGGUUUUGUUUUUUGGAGGUUUUCUGUUUCUAUAAAAGGAGUAGUGUGUGUCUGUGUGUGUGCGUGUUGGUUGUUGCAUGUGUUUGCCUGCCAUGCCCUUACCCGUGCCUGAUGUCCCGGCCUCUCAGAGGCUGGCACUGGACUGUCGUACCCUUCUGGACCAUCGCAUUGGCAAGGGGGUUUGUGGUUGUUGCGGGGCGCUCAGGCCUCGCUACAAGAGACUGGUAGACAACAUCUUUCCAGAAGACCCCGAGGAUGGUCUGGUGAAGGCCAACAUGGAGAAGCUGACGUUCUACGCCCUGUCAGCUCCAGAGAAGCUGGACCGUAUCGGAGCCUACCUGUCUGAGAGACUGUCGAGGGAUGUGGCCCGACACAGAUACGGGUAUGUGUGUAUAGCCAUGGAGGCGCUGGACCAGCUGCUGAUGGCCUGCCACUGUCAGAGCAUCAACCUGUUUGUGGAAAGUUUCCUGAAGAUGGUGCGCAAGCUGCUGGAGUCAGACAAGCCCAGCCUGCAGAUCCUAGGAACCAACUCUUUUGUGAAGUUUGCAAACAUAGAAGAGGACACCCCAUCGUACCACCGCAGUUAUGACUUCUUUGUGUCGCGCUUCAGUGAGAUGUGCCACUCCAGCUUUGAGGACCCUGACAUCCGCACCAAGAUCCGCAUGGCAGGGAUCAAGGGCCUGCAGGGCGUGGUGAGGAAGACUGUGAACGACGAGCUGCAGGCCAACAUCUGGGACCCUCAGCACAUGGACAAGAUCGUCCCCUCUCUGCUCUUCAACCUGCAGAGUGGAGAGCGCACGGAGAGCCGCUCCCCCUCUCCGCUGCAGGCGUCAGAGAAGGAGAAGGAGAGCCCGGUGGAGCUGACGGAGCGCUGCUUCAGGGAGCUGCUGGGACGUGCCGCCUAUGGCAACAUCAAGAACGCCGUCACGCCCGUGCUGAUGCACCUAGAUAACCACUCUCUAUGGGAGGGGAAGACCUUUGCAGUGCGCUGCUUCAAAAUCAUCAUGUACUCCAUCCAGUCUCAGCACUCUCACUUGGUCAUCCAGCAGCUUCUCGGUCACCUUGACGCUAACAGCAAGAACUCAGCCACAGUGCGAGCCGGGAUCGUGGAAGUGUUGCUGGAGGCAGCAGCCAUUGCAGCCAGCGGCUCUGUAGGUCCCACAGUGUUGGAGGUGUUUAACACCCUGCUGCGGCAGCUCCGCCUGAGCGUGGACUACGAACUGACCGGCUCUUAUGACGGCAGCACGAACAUCGGCACCAAGAUCAUUAAAGCUCACGAGGAGAGGCAGCUGCAGGAGGCUGUCAUCAGGACCAUCGGUUCUUUUGCCAACACUCUACCGACAUAUCAGAGGUCAGAGGUCAUGCUCUUCAUCAUGGGCAAGAUCCCGGUCCCUGGGGUUCACCCGGCUCUGACUUCCACAGGCUCUGGGCCCGAGGUUACCAGGAUGAUCCAGGUGAUGUUACUCAAGUCCCUGGUCCAGGUGACUGCCGGUUUCCAGACCACCAACAUGCUGACGGCGCUGCCCAGCUCCUUCCUGGAGCCGCUGCUGUCCUUCUCCCUCACAGAGGAUCCAGAACUCCGGCUGCUGGUGCUGCAGAUCCUCCUCAGUCUCAUCGACAGGCACGAAAACACAGCAAAGUUCUCCGACAUUAGCAUCAUCUCAGACAUCUCUGUGCUCAAGCUCAAAGUCGACAAGUGCUCCAGGCAGGACAACCUAUUCAUGAAAAAGCACGGCCAGCAGCUGUACCGACAUAUCUACCUGGGCUGUAAGGAGCCGAGCAGCGGCCGGCAGCACUACGAGUCGCUCUUCGCCCUGCUGGGUCUCCUCAGCGUGGAGCUGGCUAACGAAGAGGUGGUGGUGGACCUCAUCCGCCUCGCACUCGCCUUGCAGGACCUGGCUCUGUCCACCGACGAGGCGCUUCCUGUUUAUAACCGCUGUGCUGUUCACGCCAUCGCCGCCGCUUACCUCAACCUCAUCUGCCAACUCACCACCGUCCCAGCCUUCUGCCAGCACAUACACGAGGUGAUUGAGAUGAGACAGAAAGAACGGGGCUACCUUUUGCCUGAGGACGUCUUCAUUGAUCAUCCCAAACUGCCUUCUUCACUGGAGAAGGUAGAAGGGGACAUUCUGUUCCUCCAGUCCAAGAUCACUGAGGUCCUCGGAGGCAGUGGUUAUAACACAGACAGACUGGCUACGCCAUACGUCCCCCAGUAUACUGAUGAGGACCGUCUGUCCAAGAGGAAGAGCAUCGGAGAGACCAUCUCACUGCAGGUGGAGGUGGAGUCCCGAAACAGUCCAGAGAAAGAAGAGAGGACACCAGCGGAGGAGAUCACAUUUGAAACCCUAAAGAAUGCCAUCGUGGACAGCGUCGGUAUGGAGGAGCAGGAGAGGGAGCGGAGGAGACAAGUGGUGGAGAAGUUUCAGAAGGCUCCCUUCGAGGAGAUAGCUGCACACUGUGGCGCCAGGGCCACCCUGCUGCAGAGCAAACUCAAUCAGAUUUUUGAGAUCACAAUCAGACCCCCGCCCAGCCCAUCUGGAACCAUUUCAUCAGGUUACGGCCAAAGCCAGAGUCGAUCCGUACCCCUCUACGAGAUGAAGUUUCCUGACCUGUGUGUUUACUAGAGCAGAAAGGGGAAGUUAAAGAACUAUCUCACAUUUCAGGACAGCAGAGUCAUUUUUUUUUGGGGGGGGGGGGAUGCCGAUCUGAACAUGGAGUCACACCACCACAGGGGAUGAGGAGAAAAAAACCCACAGCCCACUCAAGAACAAGCUACUUCUUGAUCAGCAAAGUCAUCCGAAAUUCUUUUGCCGUGUGAUUGCAGCCAAAACAAGCGGGCUAUUUAUGUCGACACAUGCCGCAGUAAAAGUUUUAUUUUCUGUUAUUCCCCUCGCGUCUCCUUCCAUGUCUGUAGAAUCUCCUGUGGUCGGAUUUUAAAAUGUUGAAAUUGCCAAGUACUGCGAGGGGGACAUAGAGCGGCACACUGAAAGUUGUUUCAUUUGGUUUUGAAGGAACUGACUCGUUGCAUGCCAUGUUACUGGACAUUUUGGAUAGCACUUCAAAUCUCGGACAUUCUUCCCACCUGUUUGUCCCUUACAGGGUGCCAUACUACUGUUGAUCAUGAAAUUAGAUUGACCGUUUUUAAAAAUAUUUCAUUAGUGUUUUUUGUUGGUUGAUUUUAUCGCCGUAUGUGUUUAAGAAGCAUUUUAAUUUGUGUAUGUUUGCAUGGAAUAUGGACAGAUGUAUACAAAUAUCACGCUAAUGCUUACCAUAUCCCAUGUUGCUCUUUUUAAUCUUUUUUACCAUUUUUUCUUUUGCCUUUUUUUUUUGUUAGCCAAAAGUGCUUUUUAUUUCCGGCCAGGCGUCUACUUCCUGCACCUAGUAUUUUAUCGUUCAUAUUGUAAUUUUUUUGUUUUUACCCGUUAUCUAAACGAUAUACAACUGUUUAUCUUUGUGCUAUCCUCCCAAAGUGAGUGUGCCUUGCUGGUGACUCGAGUUAUAGCGUACACAAGAACACACACUGCUUCACGGUCACGACCACACUUAUAUUCUGAAGUGUUUACUGUGAUGUUUACCAGAUCAAACACUAGAGGCUAAAGAAGGAUCCUUUAUUUUCUCCUUUCCAUAUAAAUGUGUAUAUACAGAGAAAUAUAUAAAUCUAUAAGCGGGUGUACAGAGUAGGGAUUUUUUUGUGUGUGUACUGUAUAUAAACUGUAUAUUAAUUCUAACUUUAGACUGCCACUGCACUGAUUGUGUCCAUAGAUGAGGGAGAAAGCUGCUUAGAUAGUAUUCAGAUUUGUUUGUAAAAUCUUAAAUAUGUUACGUACGGAAGCACUGAGGGGCAAGGGGGAUAAUCAAAAUCCUGGUGUUCAAUAUUUGUAAUUCUGAUAAUGUUUAUGAACAAGGAAAUAAGGUGAACCAGGAUAGUCUUUCUGUUUUCCUUUUUUCAACAACAUAACUCACGAUAUUGGCUCUGAUUUGGAGUGCACAGAGGAAUUCAAACUCACAUGGAAGAAAAUAAAGCAUUCAUUAUUUUCCGUCUAAAUUCAAAACAUGGGGUUUCAGAGCACUUCCAAAAAACACAAAAUAAUUCUACCUGCCAAAAUGUCAAAAAUAUAAAACUUGCAAAACCUUGAUCAUUUCGAUCAGAAUUAGAAAAUACAUCAUUUAGUCAAUUAUUAUCAUUUUAUGACUUGCCUCUCAGGGCCUCCGUAAAAACCAACAACUCAUGAAAUCAAAAAGGUUUAUUGACAAGGGUUUAAACAGCCCACAAGAAAAAUCUACAUCGUCUUGAGGCCAGUUUAUCACACUAGUGAAGUCUGAAACGUGUCCUGCUAAAGAGUCAAUGGAAUAAUCUAUCAUUACUAGCCACAUAUUACGCGACAGGUUUUCGCACCAUUGUGAGCUGUAGUGCUGCCAUCACAUUCUCAGUCCUGCUGAAAUCAGUUUGCACUCUGUUUUUAUGCCACACCGCUGCUCAUGCUGCCGCGGCCUCCAAGCGGCGCACCUGUCUCAUUCAGCAAGAUUAAAAUAAAAGCCAUUUCUUCUGCAUGUGUGCUCCUACACACAGGUAUCAAAACAAAGUAUAAUGGCAAUAAUUUGCCACUAGCCUGGCUAACACAGCCCAACUGUUGGUAGCAAAAUCGUUUGUGUUUUAAAUUGUUACCAUCUGUUGUUGUGGUGCUGUGAUUGUGAGUGUUGUGAUGUUGUGAGAGACCGACCCCCCCCCCCCUCCAGCUUCUGCGCUUCUGUGAAUUAUCUGCAUGGAGCGUGAGUCGCGCUGCAGCCACAUGUUUAAUGUAACGGUGUCCGUUCUGUGUCACGGUCCAAUUUUUUACUAUGUGGUGUCAUCUGUCUGUAUAUUCAUGUCCACUGUGUAUCAAAUCUGUUCAUGUUUACCAUUCUAGUGCAGAAGUGUGUGCGUGUAUUUAUUCAUGCGUCUAAAUGAACAGUCAUGCAGAUGUGUGUCUAUAUUGUCAUAACCCAAGACCAAAAUCAGUUUACAGUUUUUGUCCAGUGACUCUUUCCAUAACAAAGAACAAUUUCUCUCACAGCGACGUGCAGCUGUUAAACCUUCCAGUGACACCUUGUGAAGUUGUCUUUUCAGCAUCUUGCAACUUGGCAGUGAAGAUCUGUAAAUCUGAGUCCUUGUUGUCAUUGCAUAGUGUAUGGUAAUAUUGACUAACAGUAAACCAAUCUUAAUUUUGUCAUUAAAUGUCUCGUUAAUAGAUCUGUUUACAACGUAGUGCUGUAGGUCAAAUCUAUUCAUUCUGUGAACUUUGCACUUUAAAAACUGGAUUCCCUAGUGACAAAGGCAGCUUUUACAAGGAGAAAAUGCCUUAUGAGUGUCAUACCUGACUUUGCAUGCUUGUGAUGUUGCCGUUGUGUACAAUAAAUUUGUCUGUAACCAGAAAUAGUCUGAUCUGUUUCGGUUUGUACUUGUUAUUGACGAUGGGGGAUGCGUCACGGAGUGGAAUGUUGUUUUCAAAUGUGAUCUGAAGCUGCUAACGCCAUCAUGCAGUACAUUAAAAUAAUCAAGCACGUGCUCCAGUGCAGUGGUCCAUUAAGCAAUCAUAAAUGUUAGGUUUCCUUAACAAUGCUUGUUUUGCUUGCCUGUAAUGACUGAGUUUUGUCACUGUGACAAUACUUGCAUCAGUACUGUUUAUUUGCCAACCCCAUGCCUGUCUUCUGAGGGGGUGUUUUUUCCGAAUUAAAUUCAACAUGUAUUUUA
This is a messenger RNA of Eleginops maclovinus (Patagonian blennie), 6143 nucleotides long. Its product is annotated as protein EFR3 homolog B-like. Gene Ontology annotation, cellular component: plasma membrane. Gene Ontology annotation, biological process: protein localization to plasma membrane. The record is from RefSeq and is a predicted model, not a curated record. Lineage: Eukaryota; Metazoa; Chordata; Actinopteri; Perciformes; Eleginopidae.